UCACAGAUCACUAAAUAUGUAGCCUGUUGUCAUUAUUUUAGUACCGUGCAAGUUCCGUGGUUAUUAGAAAGAAUUUUAUUUUAUUUACUCUAAAGUUAAUUCAUACAUCACAUUGUAAUCUUACUUAUGUUACUUAAAAAAUUCAAAUAUAUUGUCCACAAUGCCCAAUAUGUCUGAAAAUAUAAAUUCAAAGGAUGGGUUAGACAAAAAUCUUGAAGACUAUGAAAUACAAGAAGUUCUUCGAAAUGGCACAGACCUUCGAGAAUAUGCGUUGCAAAUCGAUAAAGGUAUUAAAGAAGCAGAGAAGAAUUCCAUAGCAGACUAUCUAAAAGAAAGUGAAAAUAUAACUUCUCUUCAUAAUCAAAUAGAAGAAUGUGAUAAUAUACUGUCACGGAUGGAAAAUAUGCUAAUGGUGUUUCAGAAUGACUUGGGUAGUAUUAGUAAUGAAAUAAUAAGCUUGCAAAAACGUUCAGUUAAUAUGUCAGUUCAGCUGUCCAACAGACAAGUUCUCAAAGGACCACUGUCUUCCUUUAUUGAAGAUAUGGCAGUAUCAGAAACACUUAUAUUUGGAAUCAACAGUGUACCCGUUAUAGACAAAGAAUUCAUGGUUCAACUUGCUAUACUAAACCAAAAACUUAACUUUGUAAAAGAACAGGAUUUCAAAGAAACAAAAGCUUGUCAUGAUGUGAAAGAUGUUCUAGAAAAAUUAAAAAUUAAAGCAGUAAAUAAGAUAAGAACUUAUAUAUUAGAGCAAAUAUAUAAGUUCCGGAAGCCAAUGGCUAACUAUCAAAUACCUCAAAACGCAAUGUUAAAGUAUAAAUUUUUCUUUGAAUUUGUUUUGGCUAACGAAAGAAAUGUUGCCCAAGAGAUCUGUAAUGAGUAUAUUGAUACAUUAAGCAAAGUCUACUAUUCUUAUUUUAAAUCCUAUGCAUCAAGAUUGGAUAAACUGAAAUAUGAAGAAGCACCUACAAAAGAAGACUUGAUGGGAAUAGAAGAUGGUUCUAAAGGAGGAUUUUUCCAAAAAUCUAAUUUAAAGAAUAAGAGUACUAUUUUUACUAUUGGUAACCGAGGGGAUGUUUUAGCCCAACAGCUUGAAGCACCCAUAAUAGUUCCCCAUGUGCAACAAAAAACAAAAUAUUCUUAUGAAGCUUUGUUUCGAAGUCUUCAAUAUGCACUUGUAGACAAUGGCUGUAAAGAGUACUUAUUUACAACAGAGUUUUUUCAUGUAAAGGGAAGCCAUGCUCAAGAAUUGUUUGAUAGAAUUCUUGGCAAAACUUUAUCACUACUGGUGAAAAAUGUGGAGAACUAUGUACUAGAAUGUUAUGACUGUUUAGCAUUGUUUUUAUGUAUCCAACUCAUCAACAGAUACAGAUGGAUGUGUCAUAAAAGAGCUGUGGGAGCAUUAGACAGCUAUUGGGAUUCAUUACACACAACUUUGUGGCCACGAUUAGAAUAUGUUCUAAAAUUAAAUAUACAAAGUGUACGAGAAUGUGAUCCAGCCAAGUUAUCUAAUAAAGAGUUAGGACCGCAUUAUAUAACUCGCCGAUAUGCUGAAUUUUCUGCUGCAAUGUUAAGUCUAAGUGAACAAUUCCCAUCUGAAGAGCUUAGUAAUCUCCUUUUGAUCCUACAGGAUGAAGUCCACUGUUUUCUUCUUAAAAUGGCAGCUGAAUUCUCGCAAAGGAUUCAGCAACUGAUAUUUCUUAUUAAUAAUUAUGAUAUGGUCCUCAGUAUAUUGAUGGAAAGGACAAGAGAUAACACUAAAGAAGCAGAAAGUUUUAGAGAACAAUUACAAGCUAGAAGUACAGAGUAUGUGGAAGAAAUACUAAGUCCACAUUUUGGUGGUAUGAUGCAAUUUGUCAAAGAAGGAGAACAGCUACUCGAGGGCGACAAUAAAGUUCAACUAGUUAGUUUGGAAAGAAGAUCUUUACCUUUGGUAGCAUCAUUUAGUGCGGGAUGGAAACAGAGUCUCGAAGAAAUUCACAGAGAAGUACUUGUAUCAUUCCCGAAUUUAGUCACUGGAUCUGGACUAUUGCAAAUGGCAUUGACAAACUUCGUGCAAUAUUACCAUAAAUUUGUAAAACUGUUAACUCCUAAUGCCAGAACACAACUAGUAAAUAUACAUGUUAUAAUGGUAGAAAUCAAGAAAUAUAAAACUAAUUUUUAACCUCUACGCAUAUUAUACAAAUACUAAUUAUAACAAUCAGACAUUGCCACUACUAUAUUCAUUGUCCCCAAAUUGUAGACUAACACAUCUAGUUACCAACAAAUGUCUCUCAAUCUAUUUUGAACUUAAUCCUGUCUUAAGUCUGAAUUCUUGUCAUUCACUUAAAAGGAGGACGAGAAAUGCAUGACGUUAGCUUUCUUCGGUUCAGAUUGAGGAUUGAGAUGAUUAAUAUUGUGUUAAGGCUGAGUGCGUAUUUGUAAUAUAUUUAUACAUCAUAAAUAAAUAAUACUGUAUAUGAGGGUAGUUAUUUAUUUUUUUUCCCACAUUUUACUAUUCACAUUAAAGUACUUAAGCUACUUCCAAAAUGAAGUAGUUUUAUAUAAUCACAGUUGACUUGUCGUACAAUAAAAUAAAAAAAUUUAAAACAAAACGAAUACAACAGAAAAAUAGUGAUGCAGCCUGCAGCAUACUUCCAUUUACAUAAUUUUAACAUAAAUGGUACACAUUUAAAUAUAAUAGUAAUAUUACAUACAUUGCCUAACCACAAUAAGAAUUACAAUGCUAGUUUAAAACUGCAAAAGUUUUUGUCUUUAAACAAUUGUUUGAAUCACACCAAAUUAACAAUUUCCAUACAAUUAAAUGCACAAAUCUUCAUUGCAUGACGUUCAUUUUCGAUAAUGUCGUUUUCCACAUUUUUAAGGGUUUCUGACAUACGAAAUCACUAAUGAGUUUUUCAAAUUCUGGCGAUAUGCGCUGUGGUUUCCAAGUAAGAAGAGUAUGCACAACACGAUUAUAGUUAUGCCUACUCAUAUAUAUCAAACUAGUGAAGAUGGCUUCGUGCAUCUCUGGUGAAGCUAAAAAGGAGAAAGAUUUAUGAAAAAGAAAUAAUAUUUUUGUAUAAUUAACAAACUUUUUGCUAAUGCCUCACAGCAUUGUGUAUAACUCGUACAUAUUAACAUGACACCUGA
This is a messenger RNA of Diatraea saccharalis (sugarcane borer), 3132 nucleotides long. The record is from the annotation of a GenBank genome assembly. NCBI's taxonomy places the organism in Eukaryota, Metazoa, Arthropoda, Insecta, Lepidoptera, Crambidae.